AUACACAAUUUGAAUAUCUCUCAUUUUUACAGUCACCGUUACUUUUCGCAUUCCUCGGCGUCGCUUGAAUUCAAACUUUUGCUUAAAAGUAUCUGUGCAACUUUUAAAAGAUUUGAAAAUCAAAAUGUCAGUUAUUUCGUCGGAAGGGAAAGGGAGGAGUGGACAAGUCAUGGAAAAGUUAAGAACGCGAAAAACUCCAAUGCGCAUAUGUAAUCGACGUACUCGUGUUUCCGGGGACAAAAAAACGCAGCGUAGAGGCGGCGUAAUUGUGACCAUGUCUGUUGAGCACAGUGAAGGAAUAGCUUUAAAAACAUUAGAAGGCGUAGCAGAGCACCACUCAAGACAAAUUUCAACAACAUCGGCAUUAUUUGGCCCAAUGGGUGUGUCGAUUGGAGUUGUAUGUGAGAGUACAACUGAAAAUAAAGAAGUGGUAAUGGAUGUACAGCAAUUACCAAAUGAUAACACACAGAGUGCAACGGAUUGGACCGGAUCAAUUUCACAUUAUGGCGCAUCAUUAAAGUCAAUGUCACGCCCUUCAAUUUGUGAACUUCGAAAGAGUCUAAGUUUUCUAGAGGAUCAGCAGUUUGAGAAACUUGCUGAAUUCAAUAUUGAAACAACUCAACAGUUGUUGAAUAUACCGAUAAGAAAAUUUCUUGAAAUUGAAAUUAAUGGUGAGCAACUGCAAUUGCUUAUGUCAUUGUUGGAAAAUGCGUUUUGCAAGGACUCGGAUCAGCCCAAGUCAUUUCAAGAAGAAGUCAAAUCUUUUGAGGAAAUUGCAGGAGACAUCGAAAAAUUUGAAGCAAAUGACGAUGAUGAUGAAAAACCAUUGGUUAUUGAUGAAACCUUUUCCAUCAUUGAAGAGAAUCAAGACCCUACUACUGAUAAAGAAGAACGGAGUUUGAAUGAUAUUGAAGAAUGUUUUGCAAAAAUUCGCAACGUUAAAAUCCCUCAGUCACGUGCUACUAUAGAUGAAGUAAAAUCGGAGCUGUCUGAAAUUAUUGCUGAAUUGGACGGGAAAGAAAAGAGGCUAUUGCGUCGGCUAAAAGAUAAGAAACAAACUGAUGAACCAUUAGUGUCAGCUAUGAAAUCUGGUACUGAAGAGGUCGUCACAACUACCACGGCUUCAGCACAGCAGAAUCUGCAACCUACGGUUUUGAUUAAAAAAUUGCCCACACCAUUAAGGAAGAAACAACAUGAUAUGGAUGCAGAUAGUACAACUACUGGCGUUGAUUUUGCGUUUCUUAAAAUAAGGAAACAUGAAAAUGUCGCCGAUGUUGGUGAAGCAAAAAAACUAAGGGUAAAUGCGCUCCAGAAAAAAACGAGAAAACGUCAAGCAAAGGUUCCGAAUUUUGUUGACAAUCGGGAUAACAAGGUCCCCGAAUCAUCCAAUAUUUCAAAUGAAUUUUUAGAGGUUUGCUCUUCUGAUGCAUUAGAUAAAGUAAGCCAACAAUCAAAAGCCGAGGAGGUGCACGAAAGUCAAGAAUUAAAACCAGUAUUAAAGUCAGUCUCACCACAGUCACCACUUUUCGAAUCCACUCCGGUUAAAUCGGAGGAGUUUGAUGAGAGUGGUAUUAUAAUGGAUACUACAAUUACUACUCAGAAGGAAGAUAAUUCUGAGAGAGACAAUUUUUCGGAGGGUGAUCUGUUGGCUACUGCUCCUUUUUCAAAAACUAAUGAAAACCAAAUUCAGUGCAGUACCGCAAAGGAUUCAACAAACCUUUCUGUGACAGCACAACGACGCAUUGAAUUCGACGAGAAACCAAACGAUAAAGUCAGUAACUUAUACGAUCAUUACGAUGCAGAUUUAAUCGUAACAAUUGACAAUACUCCUUUGUCGCCAAUAUCGGGCGGCAUUACCAGUCCAAUAAAUUCGAAUAACGAUUAUAGUCCAGCUAUGGAGAUUGACGGUCAUUGCAUUGGAAUGAUAUAUUUGCUGAAAGAAAUUGAUAUGUCUGGUAUUUCCGUCAACAAGCCUGAUAAUUUAAGUAUGCUUUUACGGACAAAUGGCUUUGAUCCAAGAUUGUCAAAGUAUCUUAAAAAGGAAGUAAAUGCAGUGCAUACAUCCACCUCGAUUUGUGCUUUCAGUAAAAUUGCACAAAGUGGGGAUCCUCGUCGAACGGGUAGUAUUUAUAACACGGAAAAAUUUUCACACCAAACACCGAAUAUGCUUAUUUACGGUUGCUUGCAGCGUUCUCCAUGGUAUCAAUCACUAAUGUCCACAAUGAAGAUACAGAUAAAUCAAACAAUUUCGAUAUUGGUGCGGGCUAUCAAUAAUUUUCAAAAAAUACGCUUGGAAGAUCCCUAUGCUGUGUUUGAUAUUUUUAAACUGUAUUGCGCUGGAGAAUUAUUGGAAAUUUUGGAAAAUCUAGGAUUGUUCGUCGACGUUAACGGACAGAUAACUGAAAAGAAAAAUAUAUCUACGUAUGCAGGUCGUUCAUAUGGUUGUUCGUCGGUAGUAAAUGCAACAUAUAGCUUUAUUCAACCAGUAGAGCCAUCGUCGGUUACAGUACAACAUCAGCAAAUGAGAUCUUUUUCUUCGCAUGCGCCAAAUUUUUCUGCAAUGCCAUUCCAGCCGUCGGCAUCCUUUCAACCACCGACACCAUUUAUAAGCUGCUACAUUGAAUCCCCACAUACGCCAAUGGAAAACUCUGUACAAAUGCAACAAUCUCGUAUGCGCCGACCAAAACCUUCACAAUCUCGAGGACCAUUUGAACCGCCACUUCCACGACGACACUGUGGAUUGAAGGUGCCAUAUAGGAAUAGUGCGCCACCACCAUUACCAUCGCGUUCUUCGCUUUCGCCUGUAAAGUCUAUCAAACCGCCUACACAAUCCUCCAAUUCUGAUGAGGAGUGUUGGGAUUUGGAUGAAGAAAUUAAUUCUUCAACGCCUUCAAAGCUUCCUCUCAGUCCAAGUUCUGAUGAUGACUCAAAGCAAUCGCGGCGCAAUUGUACUAGAUAAACUCACUGAUCCUCACUAUAAAAAUUUAUACGGAGCACACGAAAAACGUUGAUAGUUCUUAGAAAAAAAUAUAAAUUUUAAAUUAGAGGUGCCAUAUCCAUCCACAUCAUACCAUACAAUCUUAUUUUUUAGAUAAAUUUAACGCUAAAUAUCGCUAUGAUUAUAGUUACAGGAGUGGUUUUAUGGUAUGACACCUCUAAUUUAAGCUAAACAAUUUAUAUAUCGAGUUCAAUAUUGGAUUUGCCUGCUUAUUUGUGUUACUUUUUUAUGUUACAUUUUAAUUUUAUGUCCUUUUUUACCUAAGGGAGCUAGGUAUAAUAGAGAAUGAAUUUUCCUUAUGGUUUGUAUUGCGUACAGUUUAAUUUUUAAUGCGUUGAAAUAAAUCGCUAAUAUUAUCAUU
Ceratitis capitata (Mediterranean fruit fly) is the source of this 3359-nucleotide messenger RNA. RefSeq lists its product as uncharacterized. The transcript is spliced from 8 exons. NCBI's taxonomy places the organism in Eukaryota, Metazoa, Arthropoda, Insecta, Diptera, Tephritidae. The record is from RefSeq and is a predicted model, not a curated record. Bases 125 to 2959 code for a protein of 944 amino acids.